AUGAGGGUACGCUCUUCCCUCAUCUCGGCUUCCAUCCAGGAAGCCAUCGCAAGCCCCAACGACGCCACAAAGCGACGCAACAAACUAUUCCGCCUCCUCUUCUGGAUCAUCGAGUUUCUAUCCCUUCUUCGCUUGCGUCUUGCCCGCUACCGACCUGCCGACUUCCGAGCCCUACGGAAGCAUGUGUGGAAACUCGACGAAGAUGAAUAUAUUUGUUCAUUCCAGCCUGGCGCAGACGAGUCGGCCCUCAAACCAAUCGGUGAUCUCGGUUACAGCGGUUCAACCUUUUUCACCACUGCCAAUUCCAAGUACCUGAUCAAGUCACUACCACGACGGUUUGAGCAUCAGUUCUUCACGCACGAUCUUUUGGAGCCAUACAUUGGUCACAUGCGUGCCAACCCGCACAGCCUGCUCGUGCGCAUCGCCGACAUGGUUUUUACGCCACAGGCAACACUGGGAGGAAUCCUAGGCACGGCACCUACACACCACAUUGUCAUGGAGAACUUGAUGUACGGCAAGCAAGAUGAUCGUUGGGAGACUUACGACCUCAAACCCAACGACUACUUUUUCCCAGAGCGUGACAUCAUGGAUGGUGCGUUGGUACCUAAUAGCGUGCUGGACAAGUUGGUGGACGAGUUCAAGGAUAAGGUCAAGGUGACGACUGAACAAAAGGCACAAUUGUUGAGCGACUUGGAAAAGGAUACGGAGCUGCUGUCAAGAAACAAUGCCAUUGACUAUUCUCUGUUUCUGGUGAGAUACCCAGCUGACGUGCAGGCUUCGGUGAUAUCGUCGGAUGCGGACGCGUGGCGAACAGGAAUGAAGGAUCGACAAGGAAAAUGGGUGUAUCGCGUCGUGGUGUUGGACUUUUUCUGGGCAAGACACAAGUUUCACGCGCGGGCCAUGACAGGGCUUGUCAAACUAUUCAACAAGGUGGCUCACCGAGGACCAAUGUCGAUCACGGCCAACCCAUCAGAGUAUCGCGAACGGUUUUUGGGCAUGGACCUACAAACGCUUCAUCACAUACCGUUCUCCGAUUCGAUGCGGGCGCAUCUGCCGCACCGCCGUCGCUUCCUGAUAUGGCUCGGCUACGCAACCUCGGCCGGGGUCAUGUUCUGGCUCCUCUACAUCGUCGUCCGGCUUCUGGCUUUUGCGCAGUUGUUUGGUAAAUUGGGCCCUCACGCUGGCAUUGCAGUUACACAGCUGCAAUUACUCGAAGCAUACGACAACCACACGGCAAAGGAGCUUGUUAUUCCGAGGAUAAUACAUCAAAUAUAUCACAACUGGAAGGACCCAGAAAGCAAGGAGUUGCCGGAGGAUUGGGCUGCUGCACGUCAGACAUGUAUUGACCAAAACCCUGGAUGGGAUGUCAAGAUCUGGCACUCCCAGGACUCCCUCGCAUUCAUCGCCAACGAAUACCCUUGGUUCCUCUCGACGUACGAAGGCUACAAAUAUCCUAUACAACGCGUCGACGUCAUGCGAUACUUUCUUAUUCGCAAAUACGGCGGCAUAUAUAUCGAUCUAGACAAUGGAUGUGAAGCUUCACUCGAGCCUUUGCGUAGCCUCCCGGCAUUCACUACCGAUGGUGGUCUUGGGGCGCUCAGCAACAACAUCAUCGGUGCACAGCCUGAUCAUCCCUGGACCCGCAUGCUCACGGAAAACCUCGAGGCCUACAACUGGAACUGGCUGCUUCCAUACGCAAGGGUCAUGUACAAUAGUGGUCAGUGGUAUCUGACGGCAAUGUGGGAACAAUAUCAUGCUACUCUUCGUGGAGGGAGCGUACCACCGUACGCUGGCUCAGAUUGGGCAAAACUACACCGAGUCAUGAUGGACGAGCGUGAAGGUGCCGACAGGUGGGUAUUUUGGAACCAUGCAGGUCAUGGUGGGACUUGGGGAGCAGGAGAUGACUGGUUCUGGGCUUGGCUGGGCCGGCACUGGAUUGAGGUUGUUGUCGAGUCCAUUGCUGCUGUUGUUGCCCUCCUAACCAGUUUUGUUUGUUGUCUCAGGUGUUGGAGGCGGAGAUUACGACGUAUAGUGGACAGAGGAUACAAGCAUGCAAAGUUUGAAGACGAUGUUGAUGUGGAGCUGUUGGGUGGGAGGCAUGGUUGA
This is a messenger RNA of Pyricularia grisea, 2106 nucleotides long. RefSeq lists its product as uncharacterized. The transcript has 3 exons. Gene Ontology annotation, biological process: mannosyl-inositol phosphorylceramide biosynthetic process; phosphatidylinositol metabolic process. Bases 1 to 2106 code for a protein of 701 amino acids. NCBI's taxonomy places the organism in Eukaryota, Fungi, Ascomycota, Sordariomycetes, Magnaporthales, Pyriculariaceae. Gene Ontology annotation, molecular function: phosphatidylinositol kinase activity; mannosyltransferase activity. The record is from RefSeq and is a predicted model, not a curated record.